Indicator indicator is the source of this 3141-nucleotide messenger RNA. RefSeq names its product phosphatidylinositol-4,5-bisphosphate 3-kinase catalytic subunit delta (gene PIK3CD). The transcript is spliced from 22 exons. NCBI's taxonomy places the organism in Eukaryota, Metazoa, Chordata, Aves, Piciformes, Indicatoridae. The record is from RefSeq and is a predicted model, not a curated record. Gene Ontology annotation, molecular function: 1-phosphatidylinositol-3-kinase activity; 1-phosphatidylinositol-4-phosphate 3-kinase activity. Bases 1 to 3141 code for a protein of 1046 amino acids. Gene Ontology annotation, biological process: phosphatidylinositol-mediated signaling; phosphatidylinositol 3-kinase/protein kinase B signal transduction; phosphatidylinositol-3-phosphate biosynthetic process. Gene Ontology annotation, cellular component: plasma membrane; cytoplasm; phosphatidylinositol 3-kinase complex.
AUGCCCCCAGGCAUUUACUGCCCUAUGGAAUUCUGGUCCAAGGGGGAAAACCAAAACAUCCAGGUGGACUUUCUGCUGCCCACAGGCAUAUACUUAAACCUCUCUGUGUCCUGCAAUGCCAGCUUGGGCACCAUCAAGCAGGUGGUGUGGAAGCAUGCUCAGUAUGAGCCCCUCUACCAUAUGCUCAGUGACCCUGAGGCCUAUGUCUUCACCUGCAUCAACCAGACAGCAGAACAGCAAGAGCUGGAGGACGAGCAGCGGCGGCUUUGUGACAUCCAGCCCUUCCUGCCAGUGCUGCGGCUCGUGGCUCGAGAAGGAGACAGAGUCAAGAAGGUUAUUAACUCCCAGAUCAGCCUGCUCAUUGGGAAAGGUCUGCAUGAGUUUGACUCUGUCCAGGAUCCAGAGGUGAACGAUUUCCGCACCAAAAUGUGCCAGUUCUGUGAGGAGAGAGCAGCAAAGCGGCAGCAGCUCAGCUGGGCAGCUUGGAUGGAGUACAACUUUCCCUUGCAGCUGGAGCCCAUGGCCAAAGGCCUCGGGACUGGCCCUCUGCAUAUCCCCACCAAGAACAUUUUUGUCAACAUCAAGUUUCAGUCUGGCGGGGAGAGCUUCACUUUCCAGAUCUCCCCAAAGGAGUUCCCCAUCACACUGAUGAGCUAUGCUAUCAAGAAGCAGGCUACUGUCUUCCGCCAUGAGACAGUGGAGAACCCUGAGGACUACACCCUGCAGGUGAAUGGAAAAUGUGAAUAUCUCUAUGGGAACUACCCCCUGUACCAGUUCCAGUAUAUUCGCAGCUGCCUGCACCGCGGCCUCACGCCCCACCUGACCAUGGUCCAUUCCUCCACUAUCAUUGCUAUGAGAGAUGAACAAACCAACUGCAUUGCCAGCCCCCCAAAGAUGGCUGCUAAGCCUCCCCCACUCCCUAAGAAAAAGCCAAACUAUGGUUCUCUCUGGUCUUUGGAGCAGUCUUUUUACAUUGAGCUGGUGCAAGGCAGCAAGGUCAAUGCAGAUGAGAGAAUGAAGCUGGUGGUGCAGGCAGGCCUCUUCCAUGGCAAUGAAAUGCUGUGCAAGACAGUCUCAAGCUCUGAAGUGAACGUGUGCUCAGAGCCGGUGUGGAGGCAGAGGCUGGAUUUUGAUAUCAACAUCUGUGACCUUCCCCGCAUGGCGCGGCUCUGCUUCGCGCUCUACGCUGUCAUCGAGAAGGCCAAGAAGGCACGGUCCACCAAGAAGAAGUCCAAGAAAGCUGACUGUCCCAUUGCCUGGGUGAAUGUCAUGCUCUUUGACUAUAAGGACCAGCUGAAAACAGGGGAGUGCUGCUUGCACAUGUGGUCCUCCUUUCCAGAUGAGAAAGGGGAACUGCUGAACCCCAUGGGCACUGUACAGUGCAACCCCAACACAGAAAGUGCAGCAGCCUUGGUCAUCUGCUUCCCCAGCAUUGCUCCACACCCUGUGUACUACCCCUCAUUUGAGCAGCUGCUGGAGUUGGGGAGAAAUGGAGAACAACCCCGUGCUGCCCCAGAAGAUCCUGAGGAGAAGCAGCAGCUGAAGGAGAUCCUGGAGCGCAGGAGCCACACUGAGCUGUACGAGCAUGAGAAAGACCUGGUGUGGAAGAUGAGAUAUGAUAUCCGUGACCAGUACCCACAAGCUUUGGCCAAACUCCUCAUCAUUACCAAAUGGAACAAGCAUGAAGAUGUUGCCCAGAUGAUUUCCUUGCUUCAGACCUGGCCAGAGUUGCCUGUCCUGAAUGCCUUGGAGCUGCUGGAUUUUAGCUUUCCUGACCGUUACGUUGGUUCCUUUGCUAUCAACUCACUGAAGAAGCUGACAGAUCAUGAGUUGUUCCAAUACCUGCUACAGCUUGUCCAGGUGCUUAAAUAUGAAUCCUACUUAGACUGUGAAUUAACCAAGUUCCUGCUGGACAGGGCAUUAUCCAACCGCAAGAUUGGCCACUUCCUCUUCUGGCAUCUGAGGUCAGAAAUGCAUGUUCCUGCAGUUGCCUUGAGGUUUGGCCUGAUCCUGGAAGCAUACUGCAGAGGCAGCACCCACCAUAUGAAGGUUCUGAUGAAACAGGGAGAAGCACUCAACAAGAUGAAAGCUCUGAAUGACUUUGUUAAAGUGAGUUCUCAGAAGGCCACCAAGCCUCAAACCAAGGAGAUGAUGCAUGUGUGCAUGAAGCAGGAAACCUAUCUUGAAGCACUUUCCCACCUCCAGUCCCCCUUGAAUCCCAAUAUUAUCCUCGCUGAAGUCUGUGUGGACCAGUGCACCUUUAUGGACUCCAAGAUGAAACCUUUAUGGAUUGUGUUUAAUAAUGAAGAGACAGGUGGAGGUGGAGUGGGUAUUAUUUUUAAGAAUGGAGAUGAUCUCCGUCAGGACAUGCUGACUCUACAGAUGAUCCAGUUGAUGGACAUCCUAUGGAAGCAGGAAGGCCUGGACCUGAGGAUGACCCCUUAUGGCUGCCUCUCCACAGGAGACAAGACUGGACUGAUAGAGGUAGUCAUGCAUUCAGACACAAUUGCCAACAUCCAGCUGAACAAGAGCAACAUGGUGGCCACAGCAGCCUUCAACAAGGAUGCACUGCUGAACUGGCUGAAGUCCAAGAACCCAGGUGAUGCCCUGGAACAAGCUAUAGAGGAGUUCACUCUCUCCUGUGCUGGGUACUGCGUGGCCACCUACGUGCUGGGGAUCGGAGACCGGCACAGCGACAACAUCAUGAUUCGGGAGACUGGACAGCUGUUCCAUAUUGAUUUUGGUCACUUUUUGGGGAACUUCAAGACGAAAUUUGGUAUCAACAGAGAACGAGUUCCUUUCAUCUUAACCUAUGACUUCGUGCAUGUCAUCCAGCAAGGAAAAACUAACAACAAUGAGAAGUUUGAAAGAUUCAGGGGUUACUGUGAGAAGGCCUACAUGAUACUGCGGCGCCACGGUCUUCUCUUCCUGCACUUGUUUGCACUGAUGAAAGCUGCUGGCCUGCCAGAACUCAGCUGCUCUAAAGACAUUCAGUAUCUAAAGGAUUCACUAGCCCUUGGCAAAACAGAUGAAGAGGCACUGAAGCACUUCAGACUAAAGUUUAAUGAAGCCCUGCGAGAGAGCUGGAAAACCAAAGUGAACUGGCUGGCACACAACGUAUCCAAAGACAACAGACAGUAG